Penicillium taxi is the source of this 678-nucleotide messenger RNA. Its product is annotated as spindle checkpoint protein MAD2. Gene Ontology annotation, cellular component: kinetochore; cytoplasm; nucleoplasm. Gene Ontology annotation, biological process: mitotic spindle assembly checkpoint signaling. The coding region runs from base 1 to 678 and encodes 225 amino acids. The transcript has 8 exons. NCBI's taxonomy places the organism in Eukaryota, Fungi, Ascomycota, Eurotiomycetes, Eurotiales, Aspergillaceae. The record is from RefSeq and is a predicted model, not a curated record.
AUGUCUGAAACGAAGGAUAAAUCCAAGGUGCACAAGCUGUCCCUGAAAGGGUCGGCUAAGCUUGUGGCUGAAUUUUUUGAAUACUCGAUCAACACUGUGCUCUUUCAACGUGGUGUCUACCCUCCCGAAGAUUUCAUAACUGUCAAGAAAUAUGGCCUUAACAUGCUAGUGUCCGCCGACGACCAGGUCAAAGCCUAUAUCAAAAAGAUCAUGUCGCAAUUGAACAAGUGGAUGUUGGGUGGAAAGAUCUCGAAGCUGGUGGUCGUUAUUACCGACAGAGAGACAGGUGAACAUGUGGAAAGAUGGCAGUUUGACGUUGAUAUCUUCUCAAAAACCUCGAAGAGCAAGAGUUCAUCUGAAAAAUCAGGCGACAAAGAGAAUGCAGCCGCAGAGGAAGCCAACUCUGCUCAGCCCGCCGAAAGAACGCAAAAGGAAAUCCAAGACGAGAUUCAGGCUAUCUUCCGGCAAAUUACUGCCUCGGUCACAUUCCUUCCUGUCUUGGAUGGUGAUUGUACAUUCAAUGUACUCGUCUAUGCCGAUGCUGACUCUGAUGUCCCUGUGGAAUGGGGUGACAGUGAUGCCAAGGAGAUCAAGAACGCCGAGAAGGUCCAGCUCCGAAGCUUCAGCACGAACAAUCACCGUGUGGGCACUGUUGUCAGCUACCGAAUGGACGAUUAA